This is a messenger RNA of Vitis vinifera (wine grape), 2591 nucleotides long. RefSeq lists its product as uncharacterized. NCBI's taxonomy places the organism in Eukaryota, Viridiplantae, Streptophyta, Magnoliopsida, Vitales, Vitaceae. Gene Ontology annotation, molecular function: protein binding; mRNA binding. The record is from RefSeq and is a predicted model, not a curated record. The coding region runs from base 153 to 863 and encodes 236 amino acids. The transcript has 4 exons.
GAAGCAGCCAAGCUUUGUUAUCCAAAUCCUUGUCACAGCAUUAAAUGGCAGCCACAUACUUCCACCAACAUGUGCCCAAAAAAUGAGAACCCCUUCAUACAUCUCUCUUCACCAUCACACACUGGCAUAGAUCUCUAGCACCCGAAAAAAAAAUGCAAGUGACUGCCCACUACUCUCUUCCAAAGCCUCUAUGCUGCUCAGCAUCUCUGUCUCCUUUCUUUAUUAAUUCUAAAACUUCUCUUCUCCCCUCUCAUUCUCUUAGUUUUAUUUACUGUAAGAGCCUCUCCACACAGCUAUAUGGUCUUAGAAUCAAAGCUAGGCAGCGGAGGAAGGUUUCUCCUGUAUUUGCCUCAACAGAGAAUAAUGCAGAAAGAUGGCUUCUUGAACCUAUAGGUGACGGAGACACUAGGCACAUAGGAUUUAAAGUUGCAAGGCCAGGUGCAUACGAAAUAGCUUCUAGUGUGGUGACUGUUGGGCGUCUUCCAGAUAAAGCCGACUUGGUAAUUCCAGUUGCAACAGUAUCCGGUUUGCAUGCCCGCAUUCAGAAGAAAGAGGGGGGCCUUUUAGUAACAGACUUGGACAGCACAAAUGGAACAUUUAUUGAUGACAAGAAGCUCAGCCCGGGUGUUGCUGCCCCUGUAUCACCAGGAAGUUGUAUUACAUUUGGUAACAUGACUCUUCUUCUUCCUAUUUAUGCCCUUAAUUUUUUGUCAUUUGAGGUGAAUAAGAUUGAAAGACCUGAAUCUGAGUCUAAACUCCGCUCUGUAAUGAAUGCGUUUUUAGUUCUAUUUUCUUGGCAUAUCAGUAGUAUGAAAGAGCCAGAAACAUCAACUUCCACUUUAGUGAUAAACUUGAACCUAUGAGGCAAACAUCACAAGUCAGAGAGAACAUUUCAGCCUCAGAAAAGUUAACCAAAGGCUUGGGAAGAUUGAAUAAACGAUCGCAUCAAAUGCAUCCCUAUUUGUUUUCAUUACACACAGGUUUGGCAAAACUCCCAAUAUUGAAUGUUCCUGAUAAAAACAGCACUUCGAUAUUGCAUCUUCAUUCCCCACCACCUCCACAUAAUCCUUCAUCCAAUCCUUUUAUUUGUCAUAAAUCAGAAUGGAUGCCUCCAUGAACAAGGCAUCUCCAUACCAAAUGACUUUCAGUAAUUUUGCCUGUGCACCUUAACACACUUUGAACCCAUAACCAACAUAACCCCCAACAAGCCUGUUUAGAGUGCAAUUAUCAAAUAUCCCUAAACCUCAAACAGGAUAACACUUUUUCUUGAGUGGUGGCAUCAGGGUUUAGCUUGUGAUGAAUUGAAUAUAAGCUCUAAAUGCUACUUGGCUGAGUACAACCAUGUCUUAGGAACCAAACGUCCCAGCUUUGGCCCUAGUCAAGCUUCUCAUAUCACUAAGUGGCUUGAGGAAGUUGCAUAAGAAUGUGAACCUUUUCUUGUCACAGUUCAAUCCAUAUUAAAGUGAACAUCACUUGUACGCAAUUUCCUUACCCAAUCUCUUUGUACAUGGUCAGUGUUUUAACACACUCUUUUACGUUUAGGAACGAUCCCUCCUCUUUAAUGGAUUCGCUAGCUUCUUUUUAAUGACAGGAAGUCAAAUAUUUAAAUACAUGGCAUCUAACACAGUCCUUCACAAGCACAUGGUUUGUUGUGGCAUCUGUAGUGCUCAAUUGACAUACUGAAUAUCAGGCCACAUGGUGGAAAGAAAGUUAAAAAUUCAGUUAUUUUCAGCAUGGCCUGUCAUUACCCUAAAUAAAGUGAAUAUUUUGUCAAUGGUGUGAAGAGCCUCCUUUCUUGUAAAACUACAUUUCCUUGUAUCUCUACAAAUCUUUAAAGUCACGAGGGGAAAAAGUUAUAAGAUUGAGAUUGAUUGGUAAAAAUUACAAGGGAUAAGUAAAGAUGCAAGGAAGGGUAUAGGGCAUCCCGUGAAGCAUGGCUUAUGGUUCAGGGUGAAGAUAAUAGGACUAAGAAAUGAUUCUCUCUCAUGCGGGGAUGUAAGUAAUAUUAGUUGAACCAUGUUAAAACCCCAUCCAUAUCUCUCUCUGCAUGGGUUUGCUUGAAUGUCUAUGUUAUUGUACCAACAAGUAGCAUUGACCAAAAGCUUACUAUGUGACCAAAAACUUGUUUUAUUUUUGUGUUCAUUAUCAAUUUUGCUGAUCAAAUAGGUGUUUUGAACAGGAUUUGUAAUAAACCUCCAAAACUCAACUAUAAUUCACUCUCUAUGAAUUUCUAGACGUCCAUCUUUAUUGACUGAAGUGAGGUUUGUUUGGUUGCCAGGGGAUAUUCAUCUGGCAAUAUUCCGCGUUUCAAAACUUGAGAAUGCAGAAGUUACAAAGGAAUCAGAAGACUCUCCAGUUAAACCAGAGGCUGACAGUCCAACUGAAGGCUAAAAUUGCAGAAUAUGUCUCCAAGGAAUCAGAGUCUAUCUUGAGUAGACGCGAUUUUCCAAUACUGAAAUUUGUAGUCAUUCUUUUCUUGAUUUUGGAGAGGGGAUUCUAUGUUAUGUUUCUAAGGUUUUUUGGCUAUAAAUGUUGACUACAUAACUGAAAAAAAAAUAAAAGAAUUAAAAACGUAGCAUACAAUUCUUUCU